Messenger RNA from Sporisorium graminicola, 1911 nucleotides. RefSeq lists its product as uncharacterized. The record is from RefSeq and is a predicted model, not a curated record. The transcript has a single exon. Gene Ontology annotation, molecular function: protein binding. Gene Ontology annotation, biological process: regulation of DNA double-strand break processing. Bases 1 to 1911 code for a protein of 636 amino acids. Gene Ontology annotation, cellular component: site of double-strand break; nucleus. Lineage: Eukaryota; Fungi; Basidiomycota; Ustilaginomycetes; Ustilaginales; Ustilaginaceae.
AUGGACGAGGCGGCGCUGCGGGCUAUGAUGCCUAGCGCGUUUGGCAGGCGUGGUGGUGGUGGUGGUGGCGGUGGAGGAGGAAAGAGGAAGGCUGGGUCUGCGGGGGACGGGUUGGCGGGGGGAGGGGUCGAGGAGAGCGAUGGGCAGUCUACAGUCUUGGGGAAGAGUGCACAGGUCGAGGCGGAAGAUGAGGAUGAUGGAUUGACGGCGGAGGAGCGAGCGGCGAAUAGAGAGGCAGAGGAGAAGGAGCGCGAGAGGCGGGAGCGAGGCCUAGCAUCCGAUGAUGACGACGACGACGACUCCUCUAACGACUAUGACGAUGACUCUGCAGUCGGACCACCCGCGCCACCCGCGCACCCUUCGCCAUCUCCAUUAUUGCCGCCCUCCUCGCUCCCGCCUACAACACACACCGCCUCGUUCACCAACACGCACACGAAGACGCUGUCCGCACUCGCCGUCGACGGCUCGGGCUCCCGCUUCGCCCUAGGCUCAUACGACACGAUGCUCUCGCUCUACGACUUUGGCGGGAUGACGUCUGCGCUGCAACCAUUCCGGCUGUUCGCACCCUGGGAGACAUACCCGAUCCUGGACCUCUCGUUCAACAUGAACAGCACGCACCUGCUCGUCGUCAGCUCCACUGCCGAGGCCAAAGUGUUCACGCGCGAUGGUGCCGAGCUCGGGACGUGCCGCAAAGGCGACCCGUACCUGCGCGAUAUGCGCCACACGCGCGGGCACGUCUCCGGGCUCACCUGCGGCCAAUUCGCGCGCCACGACGCCAGCACGUUCUACACGGGCGGCUCGGACAGCACGAUUCGCGUCUGGAACACGGAUCGCAUGCACGCGGGGCAGGAGGACGUGAUUGUGCUCAAAAGCAGGUCGCGCGGCGGCCGCACCAAGGUCACCGCUCUGGAAUGCGAUACUGCGCACCGGCUGUGGGCCAGUGGCGAGGACGGCAGUUUGGGCAUGUGGGAUCUGAGGAGCAACCUGAACAGCAAGCCGCGCGGUAGUGUGCAGGCGGCGCACGAUGCGGGGACGUGGACGAGCGCGAUUGCGGUGGAGGCGGAUCGAGUGGUGACGCGCGGAGGGGAUGCGACGGUCAAGGUGUGGGAUGUGAGGGCGUUGGGCAGGGGUGCAGUGGUGGAGAGGUGCGGGCUGCCGGGUGCAGGCGUGCAUACGGGCCUGCUGUUGGACCCGUUUGCUGCGAGGGGAAUCGUCACGGCCGUUGCUGACGCCAGCGAUGCUGCGGGCAACAAUGACGACGAACGGGCAGCCGAAACACGCGCCCAGGGUGGCGGCAGCGGCAGCAUCGUCGUGCUCGACUCGCUCACGCUCGCCACCGUUUCGACCACGCGCUGCCCCAGCCUGCCCAUCCGUCUGCACUGGUCGGCGCACACCAACCAGCUCUUCGCGACCCACCGCUCCGGCACCCUCUCGAUUUUCUACCACCCGUCGCGCUCCACCAACGGCGUCCUCCUCCCACUGUCCCGCACGGCGCCCUCCUCGCUUUACACGGCGGCCUCUUCUCUGCCAGCGGGGGGCGCGGAUUCCUACCCAGUGUCGACCGACGAGAUGCGCGGCGCGCUGAGCGAGUCGGCCAAACGCCGCCGGCUCGCGCGCGACCGACAGAGCGCCCAGGCGACGCGCAUGCCGCAGCCCCCGCUGCCCGGCCGCGGCGCCGGUGGCCGCAUCGGCGCCAGUGCCACCCAGCACGUCGUCCAGAGCGUGUUCGGCGUCCCCCAGGACUUGCACGACGACCCGCGCGAGGCGCUCUUGAAGUACGCUACGCCGCCCAAACACGCCCAAGACGCCCAAGACGCCCAGCGCGAGCACGCCGACGAGCAGGACGAGUAUACCAAGGCCUGGACCAAGACCCAGCCGAAAACGCUCUUCUCUGAGCAUGUUGAUGAUUAA